Molecule: messenger RNA, 2218 nt
Organism: Anopheles moucheti
Lineage: Eukaryota; Metazoa; Arthropoda; Insecta; Diptera; Culicidae
Exons: 4
Coding region: 4-705 (233 amino acids)
Source: RefSeq, a predicted model, not a curated record
ACAAUGUUAUUACAACUAGAUGAUGCUAUUGAAGCGACGUCCUCGAUCGAACGGUUACAGCGUAGCAGUGGCAGACAGCACCAGCAAACGAAGGACACCAUUCUAGCGGACGCCGAUCGGCGGAAUGAAGCCAUCAACAGUACCAUUCUCGGCAGAACAGUUCAGAACGCCACUAGGUCUAGCGGUGUGCGAACGCACACGCACGUAACUGUUGCGAUGGCCCAAGGCAACACGACGCUGGCAGCGGGUCUCGGGCCGAAGGUACCGAGCGCCACCCUGACAACGUCUCCACCCACCGAACAACCUGCUCGCAAGGCAGACAUAUUAAUCUAUCCAACAGUGUCACCGGAAACGAUCGUCGUACCGAUCCUGUCCUGCAUAGUGGGAUUUCCCAUCUUUGCCCUGCUGGUCAUCUGCUGUCUGCGCCGCCGUGCCAAGAUUGCACGCGAACGUGACCGGCGGCGAAAUUUCGAUCUAAAGGCCAACACCAUUACGCUGGUACGCUUCAAUUCGCACCACCUCAGUAAUCAACGCUCCAUCCUGCUACAGUCCGGUGACAGCUUGAGCCGUGGAUAUCCCUCGCUCGAUCUGGAUACGGUGUACGAGGAGAAGAGCGACACGCACUGCAGCAGUCAGCUCGACUCACCGGCCGCUCAUAUGCUACUGACGGACUCACCGCCCGAUACGGACAAUGAACAGUGCUAGCAGUCCGAGAGUCCGGUCCGUUCGAGGGCUCCCAGCCCGGAACAGACCGGUCUAUUACUGCCCGGUCGUACCAACACGAUCACUGGCACGAUCGCAACGGCCGCGUACGGCAUGUACGGCAAGGAUCGUGACGACACCGUGCUGGAUCUUGUGCGAGGCAAGCGGAAACGGUUCCGAAACACCAAACACAAGCGCCUGGCCGUAUCGCACAGUGAAACCAAUCUCACCGGACUGGGGCGUAGCGCUGCGGAUCGUAGUCCGGCGCGAGCACGUGAUGGGAUGAGCGGAAGCUGCAGCACCAGCAGUACCAGCCAAACAAACGCCAGCUUCGACGAAACGGGUAAGGAUGGGAAACAGUCCAAGGUGCGGUACGGUUCGCGUAAAAAGGCACCACGCGUCCAGCGGCAGCGAGAGGUGUGUGAAGGCAUCAGGGCUCCGCUGUGGACCACACUGACCCAUGCACAGACAAUAAGCGAUUAUGAAAUCUAGACACCUUACUGCUUACGCAUGGUACAGAGCUGGCAGGCAAGAGAUGUACCGAUGUCCGAAGAAGCAUUCCCCCCCAGCAAACCCAUAGCGUGCGGAGCAUAAGGAAUUGAUUGACUGGUAGAUAGCAAAUUGUGCAAGAUUUCAUACAGCCAAACAGCAACUUUACAUGCGAAUCAACCGUACGCCGAGCGAGGAUAAUUAAUGAAUCAUUCAACUUCUAGUCAAAUGCUGAACCAUUGUUAAUUAUGAAACAUUUUUUGUAGGCUAAGUGCAACAUUCAAAACUCCAUUGACACCAGUGACACGAGAAACUACCGAACAGAGAUGAUAAGAGUUGAGCAAUAAGCGGGCGCCGGGUUAGGACAAGUUAUUGCAAAGUGUAGCUAACAUUGUUGAACCAUUCAACAAAUUGCUGAUAAACUUUAAACCGAAACGUGGAAAACUUACCAACAUUAAAACCGAACAGGCCCAAAACCGCAUUAAAAAAGCAAAGAGGACAAAUAAUCCUAUUAAUCGUUUGAUUAUACACGUGCAACAGUUGCUAUAUACAUACAUACAUACAUACAUACAUAUAUAUACCUACAUAUAUACCAUGUUGAAAUGAUAUAUCUAUACAAUUUCGUUUGCGCUAUAUAAAGUUUGUAUACUACCAAAUUAAACGGUUUCCUUAAACUUUCGGCGUGCUGCUUGUUGGUAUUGUACAGCUAAAGUUGUAGAGGAAUUUUAAAAAGAAAUGGAAAGUAUGGCAAUAGCACAGCAAGACUUAAUACGUGUACAAUUUGAAUACAAGAAGAGAAUUAAAAACAAAACAAACAAAAAACAGCCAAACGUAAAGGCUCCGCUUCAAUCCAGCGUUUGAAGGCGAGCCAUCGAGACGGGUCCGUUUGUGGUUUCAAAACAUGCUGCUAUCGUAACUGUAUGUAUAUGUAGUUUCAUUACAAAACAAUGCCAAAAUAACAACUUUGUCGAACGUCAAUGUUAAACAGGAAGAAAAUUCUAUAUAUAUAUAUAUAUAUACACUCUUU